Messenger RNA from Prunus persica (peach), 851 nucleotides. Its product is annotated as monothiol glutaredoxin-S15, mitochondrial. The record is from RefSeq and is a predicted model, not a curated record. NCBI's taxonomy places the organism in Eukaryota, Viridiplantae, Streptophyta, Magnoliopsida, Rosales, Rosaceae. The transcript is spliced from 7 exons. Bases 190 to 702 code for a protein of 170 amino acids.
UCUUAACCGACUUUCAUCUCUCGUUGUGACAUCUAAACUUGUUGUGAGCGUGCGUUUCAGUUCUCUCUUCGAAGCCCUAAUCUGUUGCUCCUUCCACCUCUCCUCUUCAGGUAAACUCGUCACAGUCUCCAACUUUCCUUUCGUUUCCUUUGGUCUCUGAGCAAGCAAACAUCGCUUGAGUUGUCCAUCAUGUCGAGGCCGCUCUCAAAGUUGCUCUUCAAGGGAAUUUCAGGCUUCCCGGCUGCCUGUUCUAGUAAAAUUGUAUCUGGAUCCUUUUAUCAAAAUGGAAUGAGAUACUCAACCUCUGUGCCUAAUGACUCCGACACACAUGACGAUUUUAAACCCGCUAAUAAGUUCGACGGUUCUGGCCUUAGUUUGAAGGAACUUGUUGAACAGGAUGUGAAGGACAACCCUGUAAUGCUUUAUAUGAAAGGAGUGCCUGAGGUUCCCCAAUGUGGAUUCAGCUCACUUGCAGUAAGGGUGUUAAAACAAUAUGCUGUUCCUUUGAGUGCUAGGAAUAUUUUGGAAGAUCCUGAGCUCAAAACUGCUGUUAAAGCUUUUAGCCACUGGCCAACAUUUCCACAGAUAUUCAUCAAGGGGGAGUUCAUUGGAGGGUCAGACAUAAUUCUCAAUAUGCACCAGUCUGGUGAGCUCAAGGAAAAGCUCAAGGAUAUCGCGGUCAAUCAAGAGAAGUCUGCAUAAGAAAAAUUAUGAGAGGGUAGGUUAAAUGUUAUCUGUGUAAUCUUUUGUUGAUAAAAGAUGACUAGAUAUGUGGUUAUCCUUGUUUCCUUCAAAGUUGAUAAACCUAAUUUGCAAUAAAUGUCAGCUUAAUAUUCUCUUUUCAUCUUCAA